AUGGGCGAUGAUUCUUUGAUAUUACGAGAAGAUGGUUAUAUACGUAUGAACUUUCCUGUUACUUCACUAUCGUAUCACAGUAAUUUAAAUAUAAUUUUAGUGAAGACUGACGUAGGUAGUGUGCACGUUUUGGAUGUUAAUUCUGGUGUGAUUCUUCAAUCCUCUUGUCUAUCAGCGGAUGAUGGGGGUACGUUGGGCGUGGAGUAUGCGUCAGGAGCUGACCGUGUAUUCGUAUGGGACAGCAGUGGAGUAGGCGCUCGGACCGAUUAUAACGGGGUCCUAUUACUUCACACAGCCCUGCAGCGGCCCGUUUGUCCAUCAAAGUCAGACAGUAAUGUCAGGCUUGAGCUGGUUUUGUCAGAGGCUGUUCUACUCUAUCAGUGUGUUCAAAGCCUUGACCCUCACUCUAUAGAAGGAUUGGGGGAUUUCAUUAAUGAAUUGAAGAAUUCUAUCGAUGCUGAACCAGUAAGGAAGGGUGUUAAAGCACAAAAAUGGAGUACUGUGACAAUACUGCUUCAACAGUCAACACUAAGGCUUGUUAUGUCGGGUGUAGUACAAGAACUAAAGGGUCAGAACAGACGAAUACCAGCUUUAGCCAUUGCUUCGGCAGUGGGACAGCGUGCUAACGAGUUGAUGCCAUGCACAAGGGAUGAGGAGUCUAGGGCACUCAUGUACUCAGAGGCUGAAAGGAAAGAAACUUUCAAGCGGUGGCCACAUAUGGAUUAUAAAUGGGCGUUACCUGCUCGAAUGGCACAAGCUGGGUUCUACCACCAGCCCUCUCCGAGUGGUGAUGAUCGUGCAAUGUGUUUCACUUGCAUGGUGUGUCUCGUCUGCUGGGAGAAGUCUGAUGAACCUUGGGUGGAGCACGAACGACAUUCACCCAACUGUCCCUUUGUAAGGGGCGAGUACACACACAAUGUGCCUAUAUCAGUUACCAAUGCGACAGCCUGCGCCAUGCCAUAUCCAAACGUACGUAUUGUAUCAAAAGGCAACACAGGGGAUCUUAUAGCGUCUGGUACUAUAGAGGGCAAAAUUAACAUCUGGAAAUUUGAUUGUGGCCUUAAACUUGUAAAGUUCAUUCAUCUUUCGCCAUAUGACUCAAUUUUUAGUGGAAUUUUGACAACAGACUGCAAUAAGGUCUGGUCAGCUAGUUUAGAAAAGGAUACCUCUACUUACAAUAUUGAACUGUCAGCCAUGGCUUUUGUGGGCAUGACAUCACAACAGGAACCAUCAUAUCCACAUGCACAAAAUGCUGAAAACAUAGAGAAAGAAACAAUAAGUAAUAAAGCGAAGCCUUCGCUCAUCUGUGCUGUUAUCGUUACGAGAACUAACACAACACCUAGAAAUCAACCAAUCAAGGAGGACUCCAGUAAGGCGCUCUUUGAUUCUGGCGCACCGGAUAGGUCGAAAGAGAGCAUACAGGCGAUGAAUGACGAAAACGAAGCGAAGAGUAAUCUCUCCCCUAAAAACAAAAUGUUAUUCCUACUAACUUAUGACAUUCACAGUUCUUCAGCCGGUUCAAUCACGACCGUCGUUCACACAUCAAACAGCAACGGGAACUCUAAACCGGGGGGCAGUAAGAAAGUGUGUGCAGUGCAAAGAACGGACGAUGGUAAUAUAUACGAUACUAUGUAUUUACAUUAUUCAGACGACGACACGGAACUUCCACAGUGCACCAACAGUUUAUUGGACGAACAAAUAAGCAACGUAAUAAAUUUGAACGCAUCUUCCAGUAAAGAGGAGUGUAAAAUAUGGGAGCCGAAAAAGAUUACAUUCAGCAAACCUCCGCCGCCUCCCGCGGCUUUGUUGUCUGAACUACCUGAGUCGGGUCAAGGUAUGUUGGACUUUGUGGGGAAGAUAUCACAGUUGAAGAGUUGGAAGAGCGGGAACCUCGAGUCAGUGGGAACGAAGCUGGUGGACCAAACGGACGCGGUGCACGGUGACCCCAUCACGCAAUACCUCAACAUGACCGGCAAUGGGCCGCUGGAAAUAUCAGACUUGAAGUGGUACGAAGGUGGCGAAGGCGCGGAGAAGAUUAAAGUGGCGGCGUACAUCAGCGGCGGCAAAGGAGGCACACACACGAUAAUCACCAACAGUAAUACAGACGGGUUCGAAAGUGAACCGCCCCAAGACGAGGCGGUGACGCAGGGGAUAGCCGUUCAGUGCUUAAGUCUUCCACCGAAAUUAAACGCGAAAGGCGACGCCACCGUCACACACUUAUUCCCAACGGAAGACAAGGAACAUUUGCUUGUAGUUGUGUCCAGUAUUGACCCCGAGAAGUUUAAGAAGGAAGAGGAAACGGACGGCGAGAACGAUGUUAAGAUGGAAAUCGACGAACUUACUGACCAACAUGAUAAGACUGAAAAAUCAGACUUAAAAGCUUACUUUUUACUUUAUAAAAUAAACAGUAAAUCUUCUAUUUUCACAUUAGACGAUAAUCCGGUUUCUGUUAAAGAACUGCCAUAUAACGAGAGCCCGGUAGACUUAUGUCUGCUGCCAGCUGACAAACACGACCAGUAUUCAAUAGCGGUGGUGGGGGCGGACGGUGAUUUACGACUUUAUGCUUUGCCGGAUUUUAAACUGCUUUCAGAGAAACGUGUGCCUAAAGGUCAAUUCACAUCAGUGGUGUACUGCGCUUCUGUCGAGCGCCUCAGUGUUUCCACCAAACAUGGCAUGAUCUACUUUUAUGCUCUAAAUAACGGAGAGAAAGACUCGAGUAGUGACGGCAAUGAAGAUGAAUUUGCAAAUUUGGACUUCGACAUGUUGCAAAAAGCUCCCAAGGACGAGGUUGGUGGCCCAACGACUCCGCCGGUCAUACUAGCCAACAAACCUGAGUUAGAAUUGAACGACUUGGAAGUUCUUAUGUCGCUUACAGGAUUUUAUGGUAUGAAUACCACGGUACCAUACAGUGCGGUGGUUCCAGGAUUUUGGUGCGAACUUUUGCCCGCCCAAAGAUCGAGAUCUGAUCACCAAAAUAAUAGAUCUUGGCGGUUACAGAACACCUCGUCGACGUGGGACGAGCACGUUUUAGAAUUGACGUUACCAUACAGUGUUUCUUUAGCUCAUAUCGAAUUCGGUUUCACCUUACACACUGCCAGCUCCGUCGGAAAACUUCCUAUCAUACAGGUGACUCUACUGAAACAGAACUUACACGGUAUAGGAUAUAAAAAAGACGCUUCCUUUGGCCACAGAGCUGAAUCCCCAGUUCAUUUCACAGCCGCCGAUUCGGAGACAUCUAACUAUGUGAAUCCCGUGCACAGUGAAGAGUACUUACAGGCACAUAACGCUGAGAUUUUAGCGGGACCAUUGUUUCUAUCAUCCGGUUUAGACUCCACUCAACAAUCCGGCACAUUAAUACUUACGAGUCCCCGACUCUAUAGAGCUAGAGGGAGAACUUUCCUGAUUCAUAUUAAGACGUUAUUCGAUCCGGCUAAAGAUAUUGCUAAAGGCUCGAUAAAAACUGAGAGUACCUCAAAGAAAUCUAAUUUCAUCGGUUGCGACUGGUUGCAUCAAAUUUCGUUAACCGUUAGAUCCUGUCCCCACACGGAGGUUCCUAUGGAAAGACAGCAGCGAAUAGCCAUGCUAGAGUCGAAUAACUUCUUGAACACGCUCUGCGAAAUAGCUGUGAGCAAAGGGGACUUGGAGAAACGAAAACUGGCGCUGGACCUCAUCAACUGGGUGGUGUCCAUACGCCUACAACGAAUGAGAUUAGCGAAGUCGGAUAAAGGAAAGGAAAAAGAUUCCCAGAACCCUGUGGAGACACAGCAACUGGAAUGCAUCGCUGUCAUCGAGAAACAUACGGACGCUUUGAUCAAAACUUGCAUACUCUGCGCUAACAGAAGUGUCGCUAAGAAAUGUGUCAAAAUUAUGCUGAUCACAAGAGAAGGUGUGAUGGAACUACCGAAGCCGUUUAAGUCGUCGUUCGAGCAGACGUUGACGAGCAGUGUGAUCGCUUGCAUCCCGCUGGUGGGCGCGUGUGAGAGUGCCGGGGCUCUGAAGUGGCUCACGGCACUGGCUCAACACUGCAGCAAAAGAUCUGCGGCACCGGCACUGGUCGCUAAGGGCCUGGCGCUGCUGGAGCAAGCCGCCACCUGCUUACGAGAGAGGGCGGACCUAUAUCAACAGCUGCUCAGGGCCAGAUUCGGACUGUACGGCCUGCCAUUAGAGCGAACCCGUUUCGGCGCUGAAAUACCUGAGCUGUGUCGUGGUAGUUCUUCCGUGGCGACGUACGCGAGUGUGUUGGCCGGAGACACGCCGGCCGCGCCCGCGCCGCCCCAGCACUGCCAGCUGAAAGAUCUACUCAACAUGCCGAUAGACGCGGAGGGUAAGACAGCAACUAACACAGCGUGGUGGGGCACCGGCGGCAUGGAGGCUGUGGGGGCGGGGCUUGGGGAGGCGUGUCCUCUGCACGUGACGUGUCACCUCGCCUCGGACGGCACCAAGCUGGAGACAGCCACAUCCACGCACCCGCCCGCAGUAGUCAGCGCGCACUCCGCCGACCCACACCAAUUGUGGACAAUGGUCAAGGAUGGCCAUAUAAAGCAAACGUCCCAGGACCCCGACUCGUUGGAAGACGUGGACAGUCCCUUCAUGGAAUGUGACUUCCAGGACCAAUCAGAAUUGACGGAUGACAAGUUCUUUAAAGAGGAGGAGCAGUGGUCCAUGUGCGGCGUGGCGUGGGCGUCGCUGGUGGCGCGGCCGCCGCAGCACACGCUCGUGGUUGAGAGGAUGCACUCGGGCGCGAGGCGGUACAUCGUGCUGGACUUCGGACACCUCGUCAGACUAACAGACGUGAUAAUACCGUCAUGUUCGGACCUGGUGACGCUUUGCAUAGACAUCUGGACGGCCGGUGAGGAAACGGACUGUGUGAAGCUGGCCUUCGCCUCCGACAUAGCUACCAAGUACCUCGUGCUCACAGAUAUACAGCCGCCGCCGCUGUGUCGGUACAUGAAGAUAACAACAAUCGGCCGCUACGGUAUGUCCGCGAUGAAGUGCAAGAUACCUCUCGGGUGGUUCUAUGGAGAGAUUGUAGAUAUAACUAACGUGCAAGCCUCCGUUAACGCUCUCAAGGCCUUAUACGAAGACCUGUCUUGCAGAUUCCGGUUAGCGACGGGCAAACUGAUCGACCUUCUGAACCCAUACCUGGAUCUCUACAAUGGAAACGCAGCUCAUAUGAUGGCGUAUCUGAACCAAACCGACGAAUCCGACCCGAAAGUGCUCGUCGCAUACCAGGAGUGUAUAGAACUACAACAACAGUUACACAACUGCACCAACUUACUGAAGAGGUUGCAGAACAUACCCGACUGUAACGAUAAAGUACUGGAGGCUAUUGACAAAGGACUGGUGACGUCGGAGUCACUCCUGGAGCGAGCCUCCACAGACAAACUACGAGUUAUAACAGAGAACAUUAUAGAUCUACUGCUGUAUUUCUACUUCCAGAAGGGUGAUGUGCAGUAUGGAUGCGUCAGCGCCAAGUGGUGCCGCAACGUGUUGCCGCUCACGUGGGAGUGGGGGGGACGCGCGGGCGCCGGCGCGGGCGCCCUACUGGCGCGGGCGUGCGGCUCGCAGCCCUGGUGGGGCGCCGCGCUGCCUGACGCGCUCACGCAGGCCUUCGAACACAGAGACGCGCCGCCACACCCGCUGGACAGAUGUUUAGUGGGAGUUAUAUACAUGGCUAGAAAAAGCAUGUAUGCUCACGGUUCCGGCUCGGGCGGUGUGACGCAGGCGUUGUGUGCCCGCACUCUGGAACUACUACAGGGCCGGCCCCAGCCAGCGCUGCUGGCUGCCAUGCUGACUACCUUAGCGGCUGUGUUAGACGCCGCACUGACCGCCACAGCGCCCACGCCUGCCCACCAAGCCCGCUGGGACUGGGUGACGGGCGGGCGGGCGGCCAGGCUGCCCGAAGGCGGAGCACCAUCCCCUCGCGCCCCCGACAAGCUUCAUAGACGGAAACUACAUAAAAAACUAGUGCAUCAGAUGCAAGAGCUGUACGCGGCGAGACAGGGCAUACAGGUGGCGCUCGAGGAGCAACAGCGUGCACGUCUGAGCCUCAAAGCUCGUAUGGCUAUGAUGUGUAAGUUGACUGGCUCCAGCGGCACGUCAGGCGCCGCCCCCGGCUCCGUCAUCGAAGGAGCGAGGCUGGUGUCUCCGUCCCUGGGAGCGUCGCUGGCACACGCACUCGUCACACACAUGUUAGCCAUGGACUCCACCCUACUGGCCGAUCAUCUGCUGCUCUGUGCCAAGGUGGUAGGUCGCCUGUGCGCUCUGUGUGGGGGCGCGGCGUUGUUGGAGCCCGCCAGUGUGUUGGGCCUGGCGAGGCUCGCGGUGGCCCUGCCUCCGUGGCCGAGACACGCGGUCACUACCUUGCUGCAGGAUCUUGUGGAACACGAGUGUGGGGAGUUACCAGCGACGCCCAGUGAUGAAUGGGGAGGUUCGGGCAAAUUGCAUUUUAUCCGCGUCAAUCAGAACUUCAGUUCUUCAUGUAAAGUUCCCCCUAAGCGACCAAAUAUAUCAGGAGCAUCUUCAGGUUUAUUAGACUUCAUGGAUUGUCAACUGGUGCAAAUAUCGUCACAAAACUCAGAAUCCGACGACUCGGAAUCCGAAGAGAAAUUAGAACAAUACUUCUUUGAGGCCGUGAAGAAGGAGUCCAGGACCAAACCCGUUACAGACGGGAGCAACUGCCUGUCAACUUGUGUGGACGCGCGAUUGGAGAGCGGGGCGGCAGGCGGCGGGGAAAGUUUCGCACGGCGGGUGCUCGCCGCAACAGCUGCAGCGUUACCGCUGGCUCUCAGGGCGCCGUCCGCCAGGCCGCCGCCCGAGCCUCCCUCCGCGCCUGCCUCUCCGGCAGAAAACGAAGACAACGACCCCACGUCACCAGCCUCGCCGCCCAUACAACCCACCCCGCCUCAGACAGACGACGCCAGGCAACCACCACUAGCGCUCACCUUGUACGACGUGUUCAGACAUCUGGCUCUGGAAUUUGAUCAACAAGUGGACUGUUCAUUCAUGGAGAACGUGGUGUCUCUGUGGUUGACUCUGAACGGGUCCGGCCCGGCAGCCCUAGGAGCCUUAGCUGCUCCCGACGUGCCGCGGAUCAGGUUGUCCGUGGACACCAUCACGGCGCUCUUACGCGCUCUGGUGAAAUUGGACAAUAUAUCAUUAAGAUGUUGGGUGUUAUCGAUGCAGGCGUUGGCUUGGGUGUCCAGUUUACCGCUGCAGACGGAAGGCAGUUCUUACACCAUGGGUCGUGUGAUUCUGGAGUGCGAGUACUUCGUGCCGGCGCUAGUCAAAUUCAUUUCCAUGGACGUAACGGCAGAUGGGGCUGUAGUGUCAUCGGAACCUUACCUCGGCGGUGCCAGUAUAGGCGCUGGUGUAGGAGCUGCGACCGCCCUGCAAUCAGUAUUGUCUCGCGUGGUGAAGGCGCGUGGCAGCGCGGGUGCUCUAGUAGCGUUGAAAGUGGUCGCGAUGCUGUGGCACAGCCCGAACGCCACUAGUGGCCCCUCGCCGCCCGUCGCACAUUCAGCGCUCGAUUUACACACGACGUUGCUUCGUGCGGCGCACUCGCUCCUGCCCGCGCUCGCUCCACACCACGUACAUCACGCUCUGCCGCUCAUAGAAGCCGUCGCUGAUCAAUGCGGAUGGUGGGUCCGUGAGAGUAGCGGCUGGCGGGCGGAGAGCGGCGGUGGUGGUGGAGGUGGUGGGGAGGCGCGGCUGUCGGGACUACUGGCCGACGUGCUGGCGGGCUCCACGCGACGCGCUCCUCUACGGCGGGCUCUGCUGCUGAAUCUACUACAUUAUGCGCGCAAACUACUAGCGCUACCUCUACCCGGCGCGAAUACCGCUAGCGAAGCCGCUUCACCCGGAACCAGUGACCUCGCGCACUCGUCGCCGAGUCCAGGAGGAUCAGCUGAAGAAUGUCAAACGGACGAGAGGAAAGCACAGAACAACGCACAAGCGGAAGGAACGAACGUGGAGGAUGAGAGGAAGCAGCAGGUUCCGAAGACACCCUGCCUCGCUGACACUGUUUUGCAACAUCCAGAAAUAAUGCACAAGUUUUACAAAACAUUGUCACUGUGCGACGGAAUGAAUACGCAAGUUUUGAACUCAGGAGGGAGUGAGGGCGGAACGGAGUCGUGGUCUCUCCGUGAGGAAGUGUUCUGGCUGGUCGCUCAGAUACCCGCAUUAGCAGCUGACCCCGCCCUCCUCUUACCGUCUCUCAUGGAGUACUUACAAAAAGAAGAAGUAGUGAAGCUGUCCCAGGGGAUGCAGCAGGUGAUGGUGCGAGCCCUGGAGCGGCCCGAGCUGUGCGCGGCCUUUGUACGGGCCGGCGGGCUCGAGCUAGCUCUGGAUAAACUACAAGCCUGUCAUAAGGCGGGCCCCAGUAGUAAUCAGGGUCUGGUGUCGUCGCUGAUGAACCAUUUGAAGCUCCCGCCUCAACUCAUCAACCUGUCCACGGCCGCCUCGUCCAACAACAAGAAAACACAACCGCCGGUCAUAGAAACGGCGAACGGACUCAUUAAUAUCGCACCGCUGUGCACCGUUUCCUGCGGUAACCCGACUGCGCAGGCGGCGGACGUGUUACUCGGUGGUGGGGGGAGCUCGGGCUCGGGGGCAUGUGCCGCCCGCCGCGUGCGAGCAGCCGCCUGGUCCUACCACUUCUUCAGCGUGGACGACGCGUCCCUCGCACUCACACUUAACCUGCCCUACGCCGCCACGCUGCACGAAGUACACCUACAGCCGCACCUCACCAGCCUCGCGACCUGCCCCGGCGCGGUCGCAGUAGAGGCCGGUUGCAACGGCACCGUGGAGCCGCUAGGCCCGCCUCAGAACACGGCCGGGAUGACGUUCAUCCGCCUGGCGCUGGCGAGACCUCUGGUGGUGAACACGGUCACUCUGAGACUGUACAAGCCGCGGGACAGCACCAACAUGGGCCUGCUACAGCUGAGGCUACUGGCCGCGCCCGCCUUCACAACACAGAGCGACGCGCACACGCUUAACAAUCACGAGAAUCGCUGGACGCGCGUGGUGUACGCUUGUACUAGAGGUCGCUUGGAGCGUUGGCGCUGGAGUCUGUUCGGGUCGGCGGGAGCGCUGAGUGCGCUGUGUGCGUGUGUGGCGGCGGGCGGUGCGCAGGCGCAACACGCACACGGCGCGCUGCUCGCCGCGGCUAGAGCCGAGCCCGCCCUGCGAGCGCCCAUGCUGACCGCGCUGUUAGAUAUGGACGCAACAGCCCACGCUCAUUCCUUCCAGCCGUCGUCAGUGGGGGGAGCGGGUAGUGUGUGUGCGCUGGCGCAGGCCUUGUGUCGUUGGUGCGGCGCGGGCUGUGCCGGGGCGUAUGUGAAGUGGUUCGCGACGUCCGCCGAGAGAGCCCUACGACAACGACAUCCACCCUCCGCAGCCCUAGUACACACCUUGGCUACGGUGUUAUGGACUCUGAAAGAAGAAAGACUAUUAGAUAAUCUAGAAGAACUUAUAACUGACGAGCUAUUUGAACUCAUAUACGCGUGGAUUAUUGUAGCCGAGACUAAUCUUCUGAAGAAGUCGUUGGAUUCUGUCCUGUGCUCCAUGUGUUACAUACGACCCGAACUGUUCCGGAUGCUGUUAAAACAGAUGGGAAUACAAAUGGAUUCAUCAGAGAGUAUGGAAGGUCUGACCGAUGACACUAAGGUCGGUCGCCCUUCUGCGUCAGCGGGUAGCGCAGACUCCCGACCUGUGUCAGUGCCGCGUCUCCUCGGCUGGCAGCUGCGGACCCUGGCCGCGGCCGCCAUGUCGCCAGCAGCAACACUCGCCUUGCUGCACUGUCCACUGCCCGCGGCACUCGUACGAUCGAUAGCUGAAUACAGUGAAGUGAAACUAGCUGCUUUAAUGACUCAGACUGGAUCCCAGAAGGAUGAGUGUAUGACGGACACUAACAGCGAGAAAUACGAGAGAUUGAUGGAUGUGUCUACAAUGCGGUCGGUGUGUGACGCGGUGGAGUGGGCGCGGUUGGUGUGUUCGGAGAGACGCCUCAAGGACUGGCUCGGCUCCACAGGAAACGGGUUCUGGAAACCGCUACUGAAGCUUCUAUGCUACCCCCGACCUAAUGACGUUACAUGGCAGGAGAGUGCUGCGUUUGCUGCCUUGGAAGAGCACACCAUCCGCCUGUUCGCAGAGCUGACCGUCUGUCACACGGCUAACCAGAAACUAUUCGCCUCUACCUUACUCUCGAUACUAGAGGAGAUGCCUUACACCGGUCCAGAAGGUCUGUCUGGGUUCACUCGUUCCCUCAUCCUGAGGCUGGUGUUGUCUGGAGAGCGUGUAAGCGUCUGUUUACGUUGGGCGGGCGCGGGCGCGGGGGCGGGCGGGACGGGGUGGUGCGCCCCCAGCCACCCCGCCGCAGCGGUACACGCCACGCUACACGUACCACUCACCACCACCGUACGAACUCUACUGGCUGAACACAUACCACCAGUCCCCCUGCUCGAAGAAGCGUCCCGUCUAAGUACAAGCACCAGUUCAGCGGCGACCAGCAACCCCGGCUCAGUACUGCGGAGCGCCUCCGACACCGCCAUCAUGACCGCCGCGGAGCCCUGGGAGCUGUCCCUGGCCGCAGCCAGCGCCUCCAAGGACAAGCGGGUCAAGGACGUGAAGAACACCACGCUCAAACAACAAGGGAACAAGAAGAGGCACGCCAAGAACAACGAGGCCGCUGUACUAUCAGACACUGACGAUAUAAUCGAGUCGGCGCUCCGUGUCCAAGUGGACGGCCUGGAGGGCUGCAUCCCGCCCGGCACCAGCCUCGGCCAGCUGGUGGCCGCCGCACCCCGCGCCGCGCACGACCACCUCACGCUCAACUUACACCUCGUCACCUCGGACGACACGUGGUCGGGCCCGAUGUGGGAGGGCGGCGGUCACCAGGUGUCUUCGGGCAGCGUAGUCCUGCGCUCGUUCGGUGCGUGCGGUGGACUGGCGCUCGUGGCCGCUCGUCUGCCUCGACCUCACGCCGCGCCCGCACCGCCCCCCGCGCCCACACACCAUACAGAUAUGGAUUGGGUCAAGCUAGAGGACUUCUAUGAAGUGAGUUUUUAUGUUACAGUGGUGGAAGCCGGUGUGACGUCAGCCGGCAACGUGAUAGGAAUCGGCGGCAACAUGGGCAGCAACAGCAGCGCCGCGACCGAGGAGUCGAGCGGGUGUGCGGGCGUGCCGGCACACGCGCUCGUGGCCCUGGCGCUGCUGCUCAAGCUGCCGGGGUACGCCGCCGCGCUGCUGGACGAGGGCGCGCGGGCCGUGCACCUGCUGCGGCUGCUGCUGGGCGUGGCGCACGACGAGGAAGGACGUAACAUAGUGGUGAGCGGCGCCGGUGGUAGCGGGUCGCUGGGCACCCUGCCGUUCCGUGUGGUGGCCCAGCUCUUAGAAAACGCUCCCCGCGCGUCCCCGGCGGGCCGAGCGCUCCGCCUGGCUCUACUCAAGCUCGGCGCCGUCCGCCUCGUGCUGGCCUGCCUCGCCGUAUUCACACACCACAGACCGCAGGCGGCGCAGCAAAACAGCCAAGGUUCGAACGGUUCCGGCGGUGGUACCGGCAAGGAAGAGAAGUCUCAGCUGUACUGGGCAAAGGGCACGGGCUUCGGCACGGGCUCCACGCAGCAGUCAUGGAACGUGGAGCAGGCGCUGGUGAGGCAGAGGGUCGAGGAGGAACACGUCACACAACUGCUGCAGGUAUUAGUGUCAUAUAUGAACCCGGGAGAGAAGUGGCCGCCGGAAGAAGGUUCUCCCGAGGAGGGGGAGGGGGAGGAAGAGGAGGGAGCGGCCAAGGAACUACCGCCGGAGUUCAUAGACCUAGUGGCGGGAAGUUCACUAGUACCCGCCAUAUGUUCAUAUCUUAGAAACGAUUCUGUUCUGGACAUGUCCCGCCACAUCCCGCUGUACGUGUGCGUGCUGCGUGCUGUCCGCGCGCUGCGUGCUCUACGCUGCCGCCGCCUGUCGCCCGCGCUGCGCACGCUGCCACGCCUACUGGCCAGCAUGAGCCGCACAACCAACUCAUACGCCACCAAGCUCAGAAUGAGCAAGAAGAACAUAUUCGGUAAAAUGACGUACAGCCAAAGAUUUAACACGACGACCAAUUCUGAGCUGUCCGAGGAAGACGAGGGUCUGGCGCUGCUCAUCGCUGAUAUACAGGCGACGUCGGCAUUGAUGUAUCGAUCUGAAGCGGAGUCAGAGGGCGCUGGAGUAGCGAGACCUCUGAGGGGCGUGUCCCGGGAACAGAGGUACAUACACCUCAUGAGGACCAUGCAGUUCGAGCCGUUCGAGAUGAUGUGCGAGUGUCCGGAGGGCGGGUUCCGGUUCACGGUGCCGUAUCACUUCGAGAGCACGGUGCGGGCGGCGGGCGAGCGAGCGCACCCCGCGAGGAUGAAGAGGCUGGCUCAAGAGGCAGCUACCCUCGCCACCAGCCUACCGCUUUCAUACUCCUCCAGUGUGUUCGUGAGGACAGACGCCGACCGUCUCGACGUUAUGAAGGUGCUCAUAACGGGUCCGUCGGACACGCCGUACGCCAACGGCUGCUUCAUCCUGGACGUGUACUUCCCGGCGGAGUACCCCGCCGUGCCCAUGCUCAUCAACCUGGAGACCACGGGCCGCCACUCGGUGCGGUUCAACCCCAACUUGUACAACGACGGGAAGGUCUGCCUCUCCGUCCUCAACACGUGGCACGGCCGCCCCGAGGAGAAGUGGAACGCGCACACUUCCAGCUUCCUACAGGUGCUGGUGUCCAUCCAGUCGCUGAUCCUGGUGCCGGAGCCGUACUUCAAUGAGCCGGGCUACGAGCGGAGUCGCGGCACACGAGUAGGCAACAGCGCCAGCCUCGAGUACAAUUCAAACAUAUACCAGGCGUGCGUGCGCUGGGCCAUGCUGGACCAGCUGCGGGCGCCCGAGCCCUGCUUCAAGGAGGUGAUACAGACACACUUCUGGAUGAAGCGGAACGAGAUCAUGCAGACGGUGGCAAACUGGAUCACGGAGCUGGAGGGACAGACGGGGGACGAGCGGACGCAGAGGAGCAUACAGCUCAACCUGAUGGCGCUUAAGCGGCACUACGUCAAGUUACAAGAGGAGCUGGCCAAGCUGCCCGUACCGGCGGGGCUAGAGGAGUUCGAUGAGCCGUUCCAGCUGCCCGCGGCGCCCUCCCCGCCCCCCGCCGGGACCCCGCCCGCGGCACCUCCCCCUCCGCCCGCCCCCGACACACCCUCGUAUGACAUAGACCACGACAUGGAGAAGAUCGUGUCUCAAGUACUGGACUGA
Molecule: messenger RNA, 13269 nt
Organism: Danaus chrysippus (African queen)
Lineage: Eukaryota; Metazoa; Arthropoda; Insecta; Lepidoptera; Nymphalidae
Source: the annotation of a GenBank genome assembly